This is a messenger RNA of Aphis gossypii (cotton aphid), 513 nucleotides long. RefSeq lists its product as uncharacterized. The transcript has a single exon. The record is from RefSeq and is a predicted model, not a curated record. Bases 31 to 513 code for a protein of 160 amino acids. NCBI's taxonomy places the organism in Eukaryota, Metazoa, Arthropoda, Insecta, Hemiptera, Aphididae.
CUAUAAUAGUAUUAUUAAUUUAAUUUCAAAAUGAGUGUGGUAGACAAAGUGGAAAAAGUAGCCCUUUUCAUUCAACAAAAAUAUCCAACAUUGGAAUUUGGCAGCAUAGGUGUAUCUCAUGAAGCGAUAAGUGAUAUUUGUCAUGUGAUGUUCAAGAGAGGUAAUUGUAAAAAAGCUAAAAAGAAUUUAGUAAAUGCAUUGAAAAACACCAAUUCAUCUCUCAGAAAGUUAUUAGAUGGUAAGUCAGACAAUAAGUUAGACUUUCUUAAAAUGCUUAAAGACAAUGAUCAUGUAAAAAAUGAUUUUUGUUCUUAUAAGACAGAGGUUGUAAAUUCAGCAUGUAAAUUAUUAAAAAUUAAGUGUACUCGUGAAAAUCGACACAACAUAUUUCAGCGCUGUCAAAAGAGUUUUCUAGAAAAUGAAAUUGCCGAUAGUCCUAAAGAAUUAUCUCAAAUAGAAAUUUUUAUGAUAGGCCAAGAAAAUGAACUAAAUGAGGGUGCGGUGGUGCCGUAA